AUGGCGCGAGUGUGGAUCACUCGUCUUCAACCUCUGGAGCGCGUGGGCGACAGUGCUGAAUCUUCAGGCGGCGCGUGUGGGCUACCUCCGUCUCCGAUCAAGCUGAGUUUUUGCACCAGGGAGUUCGUAUGGAUGAGAUCUACACUGUGGAAUGAUCAAAACUGGUUUUUGACAACUUUGAAAAUUCGGAUAUCUCCCAAAACACUUCUGUUUUUUAACGAACGGGGCUCUGAUACCAAUUGUGGCUGGUGGCUGGCGGCUGGUGGCUGGCGGCUGGGCGGCUGGUCGCUGGACAGUGACAGCUGGUGGCUGCCUUCCUUGACCUUCUGGAUUGAGUUUACUUCAACAUUUGCAAAGCUGAUAGGUUGUUAUGUUGUUGGAAGUGCUGGAAGUAAAGAAAAGGUUGAACUAUUGAAGACCAAGUUUGGAUUUGAUGAUGCUUUCAAUUAUAAAGAGGAGCAUGACUUGGAUGCAGCCUUGAAAAGGUACUUCCUUGAAGGCAUCGACAUUUACUUUGAGAAUGUUGGAGGAAAAAUGCUUGAUGCUGUCCUUCUAAACACGAGACACCAUGGCCGUAUUGCUUUGUGUGGAAUGAUCUCUCAAUACAAUCUCGAGCAGCCUGAAAGUGUGCAGAACUUAAUCGCUGUACUCUUUAAGCAGAUCCGGAUGGAAGGGUUUGCGGUUUACGAGUACUAUGACCAAUACUCCAAGUUCUUGGAUUUUGUUCUGCCGUAUAUUAAAGAAGGGGAGAUUGUUUAUGUGGAAGACAUAACUGAAGGACUCGAGAGUGGCCCUGCUGCAUUCAUAGGCCUAUUCAGCGGCCGAAAUGUAGGCAAGCAAGUAGUGAAAGUUGCUCAGGAGUGAUCAGUCUCCCUUUACAUGUCCUCUUGCCAAUGCCAUUGCUUGUCAUACAUGCUUCAUAUGGUACUGUGUCAAUACUAGCAAGUAGAGAAGGUUUCCAAUGAGCGAUCGGCCU
Messenger RNA from Populus nigra (black poplar), 976 nucleotides. RefSeq names its product 2-alkenal reductase (NADP(+)-dependent)-like. The coding region runs from base 1 to 864 and encodes 287 amino acids. The record is from RefSeq and is a predicted model, not a curated record. Lineage: Eukaryota; Viridiplantae; Streptophyta; Magnoliopsida; Malpighiales; Salicaceae. The transcript has 3 exons. Gene Ontology annotation, molecular function: 2-alkenal reductase [NAD(P)H] activity.